UAUUCGGCUUAGCAACGGCCGGCCGCCAUUUUGUAAAGGUGCAAACAAACCACUUGUCAACAUACAAAAAGAAGGUAGUACGUGCAUUUCAACACUAUUUAAGCCGUUUUGACUUAGUUUUACGAUUCAGUCCGGACUGUGCCGUGAACAUGGUGAAGCACUGUUGCGUUUUUAAUUGUUCAAAUAAUAAAGCACGACAGGACAAACUGUCCUUUUACAUGAUACCGAACGAAGUCACCGAGCCCGAACGCAGAAAACGGUGGAUCCAGGCUAUAGGUAGAGCACACAUCAACGACGAUGGAACCAUAUCAAACAAAAUGUGGGAACCAAGAAGUGACUACACCUACGUGUGCUCUGCUCAUUUUAUUUCUGGUUCUAAAGUUAACAAUCAGUCACAUCCAGAUUUUGUUCCAAGCCUGUUUCCAUCUAAAAAAGAAUCAAAGACUUCUGCCAGCAACAAGGUUGACAGGUUUCAUAGAUGUGCAUCUAGACAGGUUAAGCGGACAGAGUCCCAAGAAACAGGAUCCAAAACUCCAGCUCGAAAACGGCUUAAACUCACAAGUUCAAGAGAAAAUGAUUCUGCUGUGGAAUCCAUUCCUGACAGCCCUUUAUCCACCACAAGUUGUGUUCUCCAAGGUAAGAAAUUGUUUAAUAUUCAUGCAGUCUUUUUAUUUGUUCAUUAUUGCAUCUUUAUUUUUUUCAUGAAACAUGGAAAGCUCUUAAUAUUGGCAUUGCCGUUUGACCGAUCCAUUACCAUUAUAUUUCGGAAAUAAAUAUUAUUUAAAACAAUCAGUAAUUUAUUGUACACUUGUGUUAGUCUUGUUUUUCUGUCAGUUAAUCUACAGCACUUGUUAAUCCUAUUUACCACAGGAAGUGUCACUCCUUUCAGUAAUCAUCUAUGCUUGGAUAUAUUUGCAAGUCACUAAUGAUGU
Molecule: messenger RNA, 932 nt
Organism: Gigantopelta aegis
Lineage: Eukaryota; Metazoa; Mollusca; Gastropoda; Neomphalida; Peltospiridae
Product: THAP domain-containing protein 7-like
Exons: 2
Coding region: 150-773 (207 amino acids)
Molecular function (GO): sequence-specific DNA binding
Source: RefSeq, a predicted model, not a curated record